AUAAGUCUGAUCCAAAAUUGAAUGAGGGCAACAACUCUGCGAGUUGAGUACGACAGCUCUAAAUUUGAACUAAUAGCCUUGCAUUAGUGCGAAUUUGUUGGUUUAAACAUGAUGCUUUCCAUACGUUCAAUAUAUUCACACGGUCAAACAAUUCUAGAUCCUUUGCCCCACCAUUCAUUUCUCAAGUAAAGUUAGCUGACUUCUAGGACCCUUUUAGAUCACAAAUUAGAACAAGAAAGCGUAAAGAUUUUUGUUUUGUCUCCUCCUCCUCCUAAUUAAUUAUCCCUCAACUCAAGACCAUCUUUAAAUCCCAAACUUAUACACACCCUUUUUUUGUUGGGCAAUCAAAUUUUAACUUUUCCAUGACAGAUUUUAAGCUUUUUUCUUUCUUCUCUGCUUUUUUCUCUUUCUUAAUAGUCUCCCUUGCUGUUGAUACCAUAGCCGUCAACCAGACAAUCAGAGACGGCGAGACUAUAGUUUCUGCUAGCGGUAGAUUUGCUCUGGGAUUCUUCGGCUACAGCGGUUCAAGCAGUCGAUAUGUUGGAAUUUGGUAUCCUUUCUCUAAUAAGACUGUGGUCUGGGUUGCCAACAGAGCAAUGCCACUCAAUGAUUCAUCAGGAGUUCUGCAACUUACCAGCAGGGGAAUUCUUGUUCUCCAUAAUUCAACAAACACUGUCAUAUGGGUCACCAACACAUCAAGAGUGGUGCAGAACCCAGUAGCUCAGCUUUUGGACUCAGGGAAUCUUGUUAUUAGAGAGGCAAAUGACACUAAUGAGGAUAAUUACUUAUGGCAAAGUUUUGAUUACUUAAGUGACACGUUUUUACCAGGCAUCAAGUUUGGGAGGAACUUGGUAACUGGCCAUGAUCGAUAUCUUGUAUCCUGGAAAAGCACCACCGAUCCUUCUUUAGGUGAUUCUACAACUAGGCUUGAUCCCGGUGGGUAUCCCCAAAUAUAUAUCAGGAAAGAUGAGAAUAUAGUGUUUCGUUCGGGACCUUGGAAUGGUCUUAGAUUCAGUGGGAUGCCUAAUUUGAAACCAAACCCAAUUUAUACUUACGAGUUCGUUUACAAUCAGCAGGAGAUAUAUUACAGGUAUGAUCUUAUUGGCAACUCCGUUAUUUCAAUGAUGGUGCUAAAUAAUGAUGGUAUCUUCCAGCGUCUUACAUGGUCGAAUAGCACUCAAACUUGGAACCUGUACUUAACAACACAGAUGGAUAACUGCGACAGAUAUGCGGUUUGCGGUGCAUAUGGAACUUGUAACAUUAACAAUUCGCCGCCAUGUGCUUGCCUGGAUGGAUUUGUACCGAAAGAUGAGCAAGCUUGGGAUUCAGGGUAUUGGUCUAACGGAUGCGUAAGAAAGAAUGGAUCAAUUUGUAGGGCAGGAGAGGGGUUUCAGAAAAUAUCAGGCGUCAAAUUGCCAGAUACGAAAAAUUCCUGGUUUAACAGGACCAUGGACCUUAGAGAAUGUGAGAGUGUGUGCCUGAACAAUUGCUCUUGUACAGCUUAUUCAACUUUGAAUAUCACAGACGGAAGUGGAUGCUUGCUUUGGUUUGAGGAACUCAUUGAUAUCAGACAGUACACUGAAAAUGGGCAAGAUUUUUACAUUAGGCUGUCUGCCUCUGAUUUGGAGUCCAGUCACAGCUCUGGGAAGCAAACACGAAUCUGGAUCAUAGCUGUCUGUAUAUUGGUUGUCGUAGCUUGUUUCCUUGGUCUAUUCCUGCUGUUGCAUAUCAGAAGGAAGAGGUUUCAGAGAAGAGAAAGCAUAGGAAGGAUGCAAGACAGAGACUAUACUGAUGAAAGCAGGGAAAAAGAUUUAGAGCUGCCACUGUUUGACUUCUCCACUGUAGCAAAUGCCACGGACAACUUUUCAGAAUUCAAUAAGCUUGGAGAAGGUGGUUUUGGACCUGUUUACAAGGUAUGCCUUUGAAUGAGGAAUUCUUUU
Hevea brasiliensis (rubber tree) is the source of this 1940-nucleotide messenger RNA. Its product is annotated as G-type lectin S-receptor-like serine/threonine-protein kinase At4g27290. The coding region runs from base 363 to 1925 and encodes 520 amino acids. The record is from RefSeq and is a predicted model, not a curated record. Gene Ontology annotation, biological process: recognition of pollen. NCBI's taxonomy places the organism in Eukaryota, Viridiplantae, Streptophyta, Magnoliopsida, Malpighiales, Euphorbiaceae. The transcript is spliced from 3 exons.